AUGUAUGGUCUGCUGUGUGAGAGUCUGCAUGACUUCAUUAAGGAGUCGUACGGGGAUGACGUGUGGAAGCUGGUGAGAGAGAGAGCAGACGUUAGACUCCACUCCUUCGUCACACACCAGGUCUACAGUGAGAGUGUAAUCCCACGCAUAGCGAAAGCAGCCAGCGGUGUUACAGGUACCCCCUAUAAUGAGCUGAUGAACUCCUGGGGUGUUUACUUCCUGGGCUUUGUGGGGAAGUACGGCUAUGACAGGAUCCUCAAGGUGUUGGGCCGUCAUGUGCGUGACUUUGUCAACGGGUUGGAUAACCUGCAUGAGUACCUGCGCUUCAGUUAUCCCAAAGUUCAGCCCCCCACCUUCUUCUGUCAAGAGGAGUCUGCUACCGGAGUUACGCUGCACUACAGGAGCAAGCGGAAGGGCUACCUACACUAUGCUAUGGGUCAGCUCAGACAGAUGGGCAAACAGUUCUAUGAUACAGACAUCCAUGUGGAGGUUCUCUCUGAGCAGCUGGUGGGAGAUUACUCACACGUCACUAUGAGACUGAACUUCGAUAACUCUGCUUAUCGCUACAUCCAGAAAGAGGACGAAGAGGAGCAAGAGAUUCUGCCGAUCACCAGUGACUUUUUCUUCGAGGUGUUUCCCUUCAACAUUGUCUUCAGACAGGACAUGGUGGUGCACAAUGUCGGCUCUGGUUUGGCCACAGUUUUCCCUGAUCUAGAUGGGAAGAAGAUCAACGAUGCAUUCCUUCUGGCUCGCCCCCUGGUGGAGUUCACCUGGAACAUGAUCAUCUCCCACCCCAACAACCUGUUUGAAAUCAUGUCCAAGGAGCCUGUGAAGAGGGAGCGGAACCUUCAUAAUAGAGUCCAGAACUCUGAUUAUGAGAAUGCUAAUCGUUCUGCUGAUGUAGACGUGGAGCUCAUGGCCUUCCAGUCCAUCAUUGGAGACGAUUACAAAGAUGGAAACAGUGCCAAUGCCAUGGAGAGCUGGGGGGACGGGAGCCGCUGCCUCAAACUGAAAGGCCAGAUGAGAUACAUGCCAGAAUGGGAGUCCAUUAUCUUCCUGGGAACGCCUGUAAUGGAGAGUCUGAGUGCCAUGUUUAAGACUGGACUCUACAUUAAUGACCUCAGUAUGCACGACUCCAGCAGAGAUCUGGUUCUGGCAGGAACGCAGCAGUCUGAGGAGCUCAAGAGGGCUCUCAUACAGGAGCAGAAGAAGUCCAGUAAACUGGAGGAAAGUAUGAAGAUGCUGGACUAUGAGAUGAAGAAGACUGAUGACCUGCUCUACAGGAUGAUCCCUAAACCUGUUGCUAAGAGGCUGCGCAAGGGAGAGCCUGCGGUCAACACAUGUGAGGUGUUCCCAGAUGUGACCAUACUGUUCAGCGAUGUGGUGGGCUUCACUCGGAUCUGCAGCCACAUCACCCCCAUGCAGGUGGUGUCCAUGCUUAACACCAUGUACACACUCUUUGACACUCUCAGCGAGAAGCACAGAGUCUUCAAGGUUGAGACUAUUGGGGAUGCCUACAUGGUUGUAGCUGGAGCUCCUGAGAAGACUAAGUACCACGCCCAUAAUAUCUGUGACAUGGCUUUGGACAUGGUGCGCUCCAUUGACCACCUCAAAGACCCGUCUAAUGGCAACAACAUCCAGAUCAGAGUGGGCAUCCACUCUGGAAUGGUUGUUGCUGGGGUCGUGGGUCACAAAAUGCCUCGUUAUGGUCUCCAUGGUGAUACAGUCCAUACGGCAUCAGCCAUGGAAAGCAAUGGAAAGGAGAUGCACAUUCAACUCAGCAGCGCUACCUAUGAGCACCUGAAGGGCAGUCACUUCAUUUUUGAGAGACGUGGGACCAUAACCAUAAAGGGUAAUGUGGAGAUUGAGACCUACUGGCUGAAGGGAAAGAGGGAUAAGGAUGGAAAUGCGCAGGCAGCUUGCCCACAGUUUGAGGCUCAAACCAUCAGCAAGGCUGCAAUCUCUCCCCCUGAGCCCCCCAUCGAUGAGGAAGUACUGGUGUUCCCAUCUGUGGCAGGUGAGGAUGAGGAUGAUGUCAAGUCUAUCCGCUCUCACCGAAUCAAGAUGGAAACUUCUGGCAACUCUCUGGAGGAGUCCAUGGAGGAGGGCCGAGUGGAGGAGUUGUCUGUUAGUAAGUCUCAUCAUAAAGAUGUCUUGCAGGACGGUGGCCUCCAGGACCCUCACAUAGAGCUGGACUCUCCAGAGUUUGAUGGCCGGGAUUCCAUCAUGGAGUCUCCUGAAGGCUCCUGUGACUCACGCUGCUCAGAAAAAAGCACCAUGUGCUCCGUAUCCUGAAGCGGACACCAUCAGAGACAUGAAACUCAUACUGACUCUGGCUUUGGCC
Messenger RNA from Colossoma macropomum (tambaqui), 2344 nucleotides. Its product is annotated as soluble guanylate cyclase 88E-like. The transcript has 18 exons. Gene Ontology annotation, molecular function: guanylate cyclase activity; heme binding; oxygen sensor activity. The record is from RefSeq and is a predicted model, not a curated record. The coding region runs from base 1 to 2295 and encodes 764 amino acids. Lineage: Eukaryota; Metazoa; Chordata; Actinopteri; Characiformes; Serrasalmidae. Gene Ontology annotation, biological process: cGMP biosynthetic process; response to oxygen levels; nitric oxide-cGMP-mediated signaling. Gene Ontology annotation, cellular component: guanylate cyclase complex, soluble.